Messenger RNA from Miscanthus lutarioriparius, 354 nucleotides. The record is from the annotation of a GenBank genome assembly. NCBI's taxonomy places the organism in Eukaryota, Viridiplantae, Streptophyta, Magnoliopsida, Poales, Poaceae.
AUGGCAGCUUUCGCCAUCUUCUGCCGCGUCCUCCUGCUCGUCGUCAAUGCGGCAGCAAUCCUCCACCGCCGCCAUCUCCCCGCACUCCGUCGCCGUCGGAUCUUCCGCGGCGACGCCGCGAUACUCAUCAUGGUGCUAGGGGCCUCGGCUAUCUGCCACGCCGUCGCCGCCGGUCCCAACGACGACACCGAGGCAAUCCAGGCCCUCGCUGCCGCGGGCUUCUUCAUGUGGGUGGCCGGCGUUGGCCUGCUGCUGCUGGCUCUCACGCCCGGCCGCUUUCCACCACCAGUGGCGGCUGCACCUGCACUUGUCGCGGCUCAGCUCGUGCAAGCAGCGGUCAGAGCCUUGCUCUAG